GUAACAGUGAAUUGAAAGUACGCCAUAAAUAUGGCGCCAAAAGAGUUUUCAAGCUGAUGAUAAGAGCUGAUUUUUUUCUGUGUUGUCUCUUUUUUCCUCUCUGGGGGUGGGGGGAGAGGUUGCAAGACAAGACCCGCCUGUGCAUUUGUGCAGAGCGGUGUGUGCACGUACACCGGGCAGAGGAGUGGAAGCGAGGCAAGGCAGCAAGUGAAGACGAGGAGAACUCAAUGUUUUAUUUUUGAAGGAGGGACGUUGCGAAACUGGCUUGCAAUCUUUUCUGACUCAUCGUUUGGAAAUAAAGCAUCCUUUUCUUUUUCCUUUUUUUUUUUUUUUACCCCUCCUCCUCCUCUUCUUGCUUCUCUCCCGUCCCCUCCUCCCCGAUCUAACUGGCACCGGAGAGGAAAACAUCGUCGGGAUUUUGACACCACGUUUGGGCUGCUUUUGCAAAAUGCGACAUGCUUUCCUGUGAGCGGUGUGUUGUGCGCACCUCGCAGCCUGCUACACUGUGAGCAGCAGCAGCAGCAGCAGCAGGACCCAGCGGCGACACCACAGUGUUUGUUGUUGUUGACUUGUAAAAAGGCUGCAACUCAAGUCUGGCUGCCACUUUUGGAUUUUAUUUCGGAUUUGGACUCUCGGCGGCCGGUCUUUGCAGAGCUGACGCGCUGUCAACACGCACCGCGAGGGGAAGGGAAGGGAGGGGAAGGGACAAGUCCUGUCACCCAACGUGGAUCCACAGUCGGGGCUGUUUAGCAGCACUGCUAGCAGCCUGCCAGGGGCACUGAGUGGGCAAACUGCUAAACCCUCCACUGUACAACUACAUGUGCCUGGCUCCCAAUGAUCUCCUAAUCUCUGGAUAUCGCCCACCGUCCAGGACUGUGGACGUCUCUGCACCCGAAGCUGACUGCGAUCAAGAUGGAGAGCGAAAAGAAGAGGAGAAAAUACUCCACGAGCAGCAACGACUCCGACACCACCGACAGUCAGGUGACGUCGUGGUCCAGGUCAUCCAAGAACACGGGCACCAGCAGCACAUGGGUCCGCCACCAGCACAAGAAACCAUCAGAGGUAUUUCGUACAGAUUUCAUCACGGCCAUGAAGCUGCCAGACUCGGCCCAGCUCGGCCCGGACGACUUCUACGUGCUCUCAGACCCUUGGAGACAAGAGUGGGAGAAGGGAGUGCAGGUGCCUGCCAACCUGGAGGCCAUACCAGAACCUGUGGUCAGGUUGCUGCCGACUGAGUCAACAGGCAGUCUUUCCAACAACAGGCCGGAGAUGGAGAGCAGCACCCAGCCUCCUCCGUCCCAACGCUACAGCUGCUAUGACCUGGAUGACCUGGAUGUUGCAUGGCUGGAGCUGGUCAACCACGAGUUCAGACAGAUGGCGUUACCAGAGCUAGACGAGCUGACGAUGGAAUGCGUCCUGGUAGAGCUAGAGAGCGUGUGUGAUGAGAAGAUGCGGCAGGCCAUCGAGACAGAGGAAGGCCUGGGCAUUGAGUACGAUGAGGACGUGGUCUGUGACGUCUGCCGCUCGCCAGAGGGAGAGGACGGCAAUGAGAUGGUCUUCUGUGACAAGUGCAACGUCUGCGUUCAUCAGGCGUGUUACGGCAUCCUGAAGGUCCCCCAAGGGAACUGGCUGUGUCGGACCUGCGCUCUGGGAGUCCAGCCUAAAUGUUUGCUCUGCCCUAAGAGAGGGGGGGCCCUCAAGCCCACCCGCAGUGGAACCAAGUGGGUCCACGUCAGCUGUGCCUUAUGGAUCCCUGAGGUGAGUAUAGGCUGUCCAGAGAAGAUGGAGCCCAUUACCAAGGUGUCCCACAUCCCCGCCAGCCGCUGGGCUCUGUCCUGCAGCCUGUGUCGAGAACACACAGGAACCUGCAUACAGUGCUCCAUGCCCUCCUGUAUCGUGGCCUUCCAUGUGACGUGCGCCUUCGACCACGGCCUGGAGAUGAGGACCAUCCUGGCAGAGAACGACGAAGUGCGCUUCAAGUCCUUCUGCCUGGAGCACAGCUGCACCGCAAGCAACAGCAGUGCAACCAACAACAACUUCUCCAGUUUGACCAGUGUGAGCAACGGCAACCACACAACCACUUCCACCACCAACGGAGCACACAGCACAGCCAGACCCGACUGGGCCACCACCGGCGCCAGUUCUGAGCUCCGGCCGGACCAACAGCACCAGCCAAACAACAGCGGUGACCCGGAGCAGAGGUCGGUAUUGUACCCGAUUUCGGUGUCGACAUCAGAGAGAGCUGAGCGGGACCAGCUGGAGAGGGAGAAAGUGAGCCAGAGGAAACAGAAGCUGCAGGAGCUGGAGGAUGAGUUUUACCAACUGGUGGACCCCAUUGAGGUGGCUGAAAACUUGGCGCUGCCCGUCUCCCAGGUGGACUUCUUAUAUCAGUUCUGGAAGAUGAAGAGGAAGGCCAACUUUAAUCGACCUCUGGUGACCUUAAAGAGGGACGAGGUGGACAACCUGGCCCAGCAGGAGCAAGACGUCCUCUACAGACGCCUCAAACUCUUCACACACCUGCGACAAGACCUGGAGAGGGUGCGUAACCUUUGCUACAUGGUGACGCGGAGGGAGAAAAUGAAACACACCCUUUGCGACCUCCAGGAGAAGAUUUUCCACCUGCAGAUACAACUACUGGAAGAGGACAUUGCUGGAGAGAAAACCCAGAAGGGAGAAAAGAGGAAGCAGAAUGGAGUGAAGGAGAAAGGGAAGGAGAGGAGGAAGAGUAGUCCUGAGAAGAAAAAGGAGAGAUUGAAGCCAGAGAACGGCUCCCUGCUAAAAGAGCUAGGUUUGUCAAAGUCCUUCCCGUUGGACAACUCUUUGUUCGACAGCUGGCUCGCCCAGUCGGUUCAGAUCACCGCUGAUGACAUGCUGAGCCAGUGGGCUCUGGGUGCCCAGCAUCGGGACAAGAGCGGCAGUCUGCUGUCUGACCAGCUCCUGCAAGGCGAGGAAAGUCUGCUAAACCUUAUGAUGGAAAACUCCAUGCAGUCCACCUGGAAAACACCACAGCUGGGCCGCAAACCGCGAGGGGGCAACAAGCCCCGAGCUCGUGGACACCCGCAACCCACCACCCCCACCCUUCCCCAGACAGUCCUGUCUGCUGCAGCCGACUCCGCCGCCAGCAGCCCCUCCACCGCAAAGAGCCUCUGGGCAAGCGUGGCAGAGGAAAAGCCCAGCCAUGGGGGCCGGAAAGGGGAAAGGUCCAGGGGCUCCUCCAAGGCCUUGCACCACCACCACCUUCAUCACCACCAGACAAGGAGCUCUGACAUGCACAGAGACCCACCACCGCAGCCACCCAUCUCCAAAAUGGAUUCCUGUCACAUCUCGGAGGAUCGCGGCCCUUGGGACAGCGUCUACGCAGGGAAUGGCGUUGCAUCUGGUUUCACUGCAAGCUCAUCUCCACGUCCAGCCUCCAGCCCCGGGGCCACGUUGCCUGACACAGGGGCAAUCACUCGAGGCGGGGGUGCGCGGCUCCGUCUGUCCCGCCAGGGUAAAUCCAGAGGUAGGGGCGUUAGUGGAGGUGGAGGCAUAGCAGGGCUGGAGUCUGUGAGCCUGCCGCUCACAGCAAAGGACACGUCCCUGCUGGAUGCUGCCGAGACUGACGGGUACUUCUCUGAUGGCGAGCAGAGUGAUUCGGACACGCGCUCUGGAGGACGCAAACUCCGCUUGCCGCAGUUGCAUUCUGGGAACGAGGACCUGCUGAGAAGGAGCGUGCUGGCAUCCUAAAGAACUGAGACUCAAACCAACACACACACACACACACACACACACACUCACACACACACAGUUAACCAAGCAAAGUUCCGCUGGCUUAUUCUUUCUCCAUCUGUGCCCAAUAUACAGUCCACAAAACAUGGCUGGACGGCCUUGUUCAACCAAAUCCCUGUCACAUAUACCAGUGGAAAAUCUCUUCAGCUCUCACCUGCUUUGUUUUGGGGGGGAAUUUGAAUGUAGCUGUUUGCCUGUCGUACAGUAAAGCUUCUCCACCGGACUGUAGUUUGUCGUUAGCUUACGACAAGAUGCGAUACAUUCAACAAAUAGGAAACAAACAUUACCUUUAGUCCUUUUUUUUGUUUUGUAUUUCAGAUUCAUUUUGUUUCUGGGCGUUGAAGUACCCAUUUCUGGCCUCAUGUCUGUGGUAUCUGCCAGACUUGGGAACAAACACUUUGGGGCAUUAUUAUUAUUAUUCAAGCUGGUUUCAGGGUCUGCUUUGCUCCUGGUCUUUGUGGCCUGAGAUGCAUCCAAUGAGUCCUUGUUUUCUUGAAUACCGUUCAGUGGAAAGACAAUUUCACACCAGAGCUGGUCUGAAUAUGUACAGAGAGUGACAUGGGAUAACGUGUUCAGCCUUGAAAAGCACAACUAGCUAGUCAUAAGAGCUGUAAUGUAAGCACUCGUGUGUAUAAUAUGUGCUCGAUCAGGGUUGGGGUCAAUGCUUAUCAUGUUGACUCAGUUGCGAAAUGUGCUCCACAAAAGUCAUCAUUCUCAAAUUUAUCUCCACAGACGUAUAAAAACAACCACAGAUUUUCAGCUUUUCCAGUUUUUUAAUGGCAAAUAGAUUGACCCCAACCUUGCUGCUCAUUCAGAUUGUCACACAGAGACACAAACACACAGACAUACUGAUACACAUACUACUUUAAGCAAAUCCCUUUGCUCACAUCACAGCCGUUGUUGAAAUAUUUGAUCUGACAAUUGUCAGCUGCUUUCAAAUUCUUCCUAAUUCUGAGUUCAGUUUUUUUUUUUUUUUAUUAGCCUGAAUCUUUGGAGAAAAAAAAAUCAUCGUAGAAACUCUGUGCCUUCUGUCGCUUGCCCUGUGCCCCUGCCUCCCCUCAACACCCCCCAUGCCCCCCCCUCAACCUUAUCAAUCAACCAAACAAUCACAAUCACUAAGUAGAUCAAUCAGUCGUUUCUCAAUCGGAUUUGUAACAAUCAAACCAAAAGGAAAUCCCGUUGGAUCGGCUGCCACGUGUAGCCAGGAUUGGGCUCCUUGUCACCUUAACAAUUGUCUAGUGCCUGAAACAAGGAUGUAAAUGCAGCGUUUGCCAUUAAUCAACAAAGCAUCUGCAACGGUUAGCAAAGCAGAGCCACAGCGUACUAUCAGUGCAAAGAGCUGCCUACUGUUCUGUGCCCCCCACUCCUUCCUUACUAGAUCACUGCAGUCCAGAGCCAUCGAUGAACAGGGUUUGGCCAGGUUACACCGUGGGCGCCAUGUUGCUGCCUCUUCUUGAGAGAGCUGACUGCAACAGUAGAUACAUAUGGAGGAAGGACAAACACAGCCUGCCAGCGGCUCCCAUUCAAAACAAGUCUUGUAGAUUGGUGGCUGUGAAGCCCCCAGCAGCAGGGCCAGGAUUUGAAGCCAAUUUGACAGAGUAGCCAAACCAUGGAAUUACAACUUCUGGGUCCUUCAGGUGAUGUCAUGUGGCCCAAAAAGACUUACAUCUGUAAAUCAGUGGACUCAUUUUUUGAGCAUGACAACCCCUACGAAAUGACUCAUUUUACUAUUGAAAUUUGAUCCUUUUAGUCCCAAAACAUCUCUAAAGUUUAUAAGAGCCACAUGAUUAAAUCAUUUUAUCCCCAUUCAAGCUAGCAGAGGGCUUAACCGGAAGUUAGCCACUUAGUUUUCAGUUCUCUUUAUACGUCCAUUUUGGCCACAACUGCUUGUCAGUUUUUGUUUUGUUUUUUUUUUGUGUAGCCAGCUUUCUCUCACAGUGGUCAGCUCAGUGGUAUGAAUCAGUAAUGCUUCAUUAGUCGAGUUUAUUGUGUAAAAAUCUGUCUAAAUUUUGAGCAAAACUGAUUGAAUUGAUCAGGCAAAACUGGAGAAAGUAUGUGACAGAAUAAUCUCAACUCAAAAGGUCUAAUUACUGGCUUUAUCAGAACUUUUCUCCACAACUCAUCUUGGCUGGUUCAGGUGUCGUCAUGUAGAAAAACAAGUUUUAUGAGCAUCCUAGAAAAUAUAAUUACAUAGUUGUUCUUCGUCCACAUUAUUAGAUUGUUUUUAAGAAGCAAAGCCCUCAAAAGUUACAGUUAUUUCUUGUUACGACAGUAAGUGACACCCCCAGUGCUCACAGUGCAGUGUACAGGCAUGAAGAGAGUCACAAUUUAUCUCAUCCAUGUGUAUCUAUGCAGUUUAUAAUAAUGGUUUAGUCAUAUGUUUUAUUCAGCUAAGCACUGAGCGGGGCGCCAACACGGUUGCCACCUAAGUUUGACGUGGCCACACUCUCGUAAGUGAUGGCUCUGCUGCACCUGUUCUCCUGUUAGAUGAAUGAUGACAAUGUAAUAAUCAGCUUCAGAGGCCUGCGCUCUUCAGUUCUGGAAUUGAGUUGUUUGUAAAUUUGUUUUAAACAAAAAUA
Messenger RNA from Epinephelus lanceolatus (giant grouper), 6347 nucleotides. RefSeq names its product jade family PHD finger 2 (gene jade2). Gene Ontology annotation, biological process: regulation of transcription by RNA polymerase II. NCBI's taxonomy places the organism in Eukaryota, Metazoa, Chordata, Actinopteri, Perciformes, Serranidae. The record is from RefSeq and is a predicted model, not a curated record. Gene Ontology annotation, cellular component: histone acetyltransferase complex.